AUGGCGCAAUCCUACGCGACCCCCCGCUCGUCGCACACGGCCUAUUCCCUCCCGUCGCACACUACCUCACCCAUCUCCGCCUCACCCAUCUCCGCCUCAACCAUCUCCGCCUCACCCAUCUCCGCCUCACCCAUCUCCGCCUCACCCAUCUCCGCUCACCCAUCUCCGCCUCACCCAUCUCCGCCUCACCCAUCUCCGCCUCACCCAUCUCCGCCUCACCCAUCUCCGCCUCACCCAUCUCCGCCUCACCCAUCUCCCGCCUCACCCAUCUCCGCCUCACCCAUCUCCGCUUCACCAUCUCCGCCUCAACCCAUCUCCGCCUCACCCAUCUCCGCCUCACCCAUCUCCGCCUCACCCAUCUCCGCCUCACCCAUCUCCGCCUCACCCAUCUCCGCCUCACCCAUCUCCGCCUCACCCAUCUCCGCCUCACCCAUCUCCGCCUCACCCAUCUCCGCCUCACCCAUCUCCGCCUCACCCAUCUCCGCCUCACCCAUCUCCGCCUCACCCAUCUCCGCCCUUCACCCAUCUCCGCCUCCCCAUCCCGCCUCUACCAUCUCCGCUUCGCCCCAGCUCCGUCCGCACGCACUUUCUCUCGUCGCGCGCGACAACUCUCCUUCCGCCGCCCACGCUCUCUUCCUCCUGCCGAAUUCCGCCUCACCCCAUUCCGCCCCCACCCCAUUCACCCCCACCCCGUUUCCGCCCCACCCCGUUCCGCCCCACCCCGUUCCGCCCCACCCCCGUUCCGCCCCACCCCGUUUCCGCCCCCACCCCAUUUUACCUCCCCACCCCAUUCUCCGCACGUCCGCCCUUUUCGUAUUCUCACCCCAACUCCUCUUCCUCCCCAUCCAGCGCAUGCAGCAGGCGUGGGGCAUUGCUACCUGCCGCAAACACCGCUGUCACGGGCUCAGCGUCGAGCUGAGUCGGAGGCGCCGCGACGUCUCCUCCUCACCCCAUCUCCUCCUCACCCCAUCUCCCUCCUCACCCAUCUCCUCCUCACCCCAUCUCCUCCUCACCCCAUCUCCUCCUCACCCCAUCUACUCCUCACCCCAUCUCCUCCUCACCCCAUUUCCUCCUCACCCCAUCUCCUCCUCACCCCGUCUCCUCCUCACCCCAUUUCCUCCUCACCCCAUUUCCUCCUCACACCAUUUCCUCCUCACCUCAUCUCCCCAUCCUCAUCUCCCCAUCCCUCAUCUCCCCAUCCCUCAUCUCCCCUUCCCUCAUCUCCCCUUCCCUCAUCUCCCAUUCCCUCAUCUCCCCCAUCCUUCAUCUCCACAUCCCUCAUCUCCCCAUUCCGCCCCACCCCAUUCCGCCCCACCCCUUUUCGCCAUGCCAUCUAACUUCCCAUCCCCAUUUCGUCGUUUCCCCCAUCCCUCCUUCCCUCUCCCAUCAUUCCCUCUGCCGACUUUCACCAUUCCACCAUACGGUCAUACCCCAUCCCGCGACCUCCCCGUCACCUCCACCCCGUCCCCUCUCCUCCCUGCUUCUUCCCCUCUCCUCCCUGCUUCUUCCCCUCUCCUCCCUGCUUCUUCCCCUCUCCUCCGCGAUCCAUCCCUCUCAAUACCCAUCCGCUCCUCUUCCCAUCCAUCCUUUCCCCAUUGA
Messenger RNA from Closterium sp. Naga37s-1, 1599 nucleotides. NCBI's taxonomy places the organism in Eukaryota, Viridiplantae, Streptophyta, Zygnematophyceae, Desmidiales, Closteriaceae. The record is from the annotation of a GenBank genome assembly.